This is a messenger RNA of Phycodurus eques (leafy seadragon), 2395 nucleotides long. It is a transcript of the gene il13ra2, whose product is annotated as interleukin 13 receptor, alpha 2. The record is from RefSeq and is a predicted model, not a curated record. Lineage: Eukaryota; Metazoa; Chordata; Actinopteri; Syngnathiformes; Syngnathidae. The transcript is spliced from 9 exons. Gene Ontology annotation, molecular function: protein binding. Bases 93 to 1112 code for a protein of 339 amino acids.
UCCUAAGAAGUCUAAAACUGCACCGAGCAGGCAAGCAUCAUUCACUCGCUUGACACGCACUCUUGGAUCACACUCAUAGUGCGCGCAUAAAAAUGCUGAUGGCAUUGAAACUGGCUCACAGAGCUUCACUGAUGGUGCUCUUAAUUUGCACGGACAAGUUGCAUUGCAAUGUGGAUCCCCCCGAGGAGAUUAAAAUCAUAGAUCCUGGUCAUCUUGGCCGUCUGGAGAUAACAUGGACUCUCCCAUCCGGUUUAAUUAAUACCCAAGAAUGUGCUAUACAUUACCAGUUGGAAUACUUCAACGCAUAUACGAAGCGUUGGGACGUUAUUCAGACACCUCAGAGGACAUACAGCGCUCAGUUUGAUCUGAUGAAGGACAUCAGCGUGAGAGUGUACACCCUGCUGGGUGGAUGCGGCACUAAUAACACUUGGAUCAAGAGUCUAAACUACAAAGAACUGGUGCAGAAACCUCCUGGCACAGGUCGUCAUGGUAAGGCUGUGAAAGAUUUUGGGUGUGUGAUUUAUAACAUGGAGCACAUGAUCUGCAAUUGGAAUAAACACCCAAACGCUCCAGCCUCCUCACAGUUUCAUAUGUACUACUGGCACAACGAACUGGAAAAAACAGAGGAGUGUCCUAAGUACCUCUUUACAAAUGAAGUCAAGAGUGGCUGCAACUUUACAGGAAAACAUUUCCCCGAUUUUACUGACAUCAACUUCUGUGUUAAUGGCUCCUCUUCCGAAGGUCCCCUGAUGCCUACGUACGCCUGCAUUCAAAUCCAAAACUAUGUGAAACUUGAUCAUGCGGACAAGCCCGUUCUGCUGACAGGUCAACUCGCCCAUAUCAACCUUCUCUGGAGGAAACCUGAUGGGAGAGUUCCUGAGCACUGCCUAGAAUGGGAGGUGGAGCACACCAAAGAAGGCCCUCAUGGGAAAAAUGAAUCUCAGCGCAUUUCCACCAUGCACACAAGGCUAACUUUUCCCACUGUGGGCAACAAAGAGCGAAACUGCUUCACCGUACGCUCCAGGGUGCACAAAUAUUGUGCGGAGAGAAGCUUCUGGAGUGAAUGGAGUCCCUAUGCAUGUCACUCAGGUGGUUCAAAGUUUGACAAUUGACAAAAUCGACUCGGACGAUUUGCAAUACAUUCCCUUUAAAUGGGAUUAACAUAAUAUACCGAAUACCAUUUCUUUCUUUUGUUUUUUUCCCCCUCUUUUGCUCUCUUUCUCUCUUUUUUUUCUUUUCUCUUCCAAAUACCAUUUCUAAUCAGGGAUAUCAGUAUGUAACAAAGAACAUUUCUAGUCAAAUUUCAUGAUGUUAAGAGUCUCCAGCACUUGAAUGACAACGGUGUCCCGCAUGGGCCCCUUUACUUUUUACUUAUACCUGAAUCAAAAAAUGUUUUUUAUUUUACUAUACAUUGACACAAUUUUACAGUGUUUGUCACUUUGAAAAAAACAUUAAUACCUAUACUUACUGUGAAUGGGAUACAGUGCACCAACUAAACAACAUAAUGGAAUAGAUAUUAGCGGUGCCUGGAUUUAUGAGUGACCCGGAUUAGGUUGUUGUUUUGACUUGCGAACAGAUGCGAUGAGAGUGCCAGAUGGUUUGUCAGAGAGUGAACAAUUCUUAAAAAAAAAAAAAAAAGGCCUCAAGCUAUUUAUGGCCACUCCCAGUUUACUGUCAAACUGAACAAAAGUCCGGUAGCAAAACAAACAAUGCAAAAUGUUAUAGAUGGUCUGAGGCGUAGCAUCAGUGUUGCCUUGUUUUGUCUUUAAACAAUGGAUAUUUCAACACAAACAGUAAGAACAGAUUCAGAAAGACAAAAAAAUAAUAGUCACAACUAUAUAUUAGUUAUCCUCUGCGAAACACAGCCAACAUUACUGCAGUUUACUGAGCAGUUGUGACCGGCUCCUUUAUGUAUAUCCACAUGUCUGUAUUAUACUAGUGGCCAAGGCACACACACACCAGAAGGAGCAGCACGAUAACUUAAUCAUGGUGCACAAACUGUUUCAUUCUUCACAUUCUAUGUCAUUGUUAUAACUGUAUGUUUUUAUUAAGUACAAUACUUUAUUGUAAUAAUUUUGUUAUUAGAAAGCAUGUGACAACAUUUUGCUGGUAUUUUUUGGGGAGGCUAGAGUGGAUUAAUGGCAUUUUCAUUCAUUUCAAUGGGGAAAGAUGAUUUGCUAAAUGUUUUUAGUUAUGAGCAUGGUCACGAAUGAAUUAAAUUCGUAAGUCAAGGCACCACUGUAUUUAUACUUAACAAUGUAUGAGUGUAUCUUAUGACCAUGUUACAGGAAAAAAAAAAAAAAAUCUAAAUAUGCAUCAACAACAAUAUCCACAUUAGGUAUUUGUGUUUUUUUCUUGUCAAUGCUUUCCUUCUAAUAAAAUCUGUAAACUCUGA